This is a messenger RNA of Cryptomeria japonica (Japanese cedar), 1738 nucleotides long. Its product is annotated as UDP-glycosyltransferase 85A1. Gene Ontology annotation, molecular function: UDP-glycosyltransferase activity. The transcript has 4 exons. The record is from RefSeq and is a predicted model, not a curated record. Bases 105 to 1559 code for a protein of 484 amino acids. Lineage: Eukaryota; Viridiplantae; Streptophyta; Pinopsida; Cupressales; Cupressaceae.
GUCACGGUCUUCUGAGUUAGGACGUUGGUUUCUAUAUAUUGAGCAUUGGCAUUUUGGUUUCAGACGCAUUCAUUCAACACCAUAGAAAAGAAGUUGGCCUCAAAAUGUCUGAAGAAAUAACAGUGGCCCCUUUGCACGCAGUGGUGGUGCCAUUUCCUGCACAGGGCCAUGUCAAUCCGCUCAACAACUUUGCAGAGCUGCUGGCCAUGCGUGGAGUCUUUAUAACCUUUGUUACCACUGAAUGGAUACACCAACGCCUUCUUCUAGCGGCUGGUGACCACAAGCCCAAAGACAGGGGCUCAAAUUUUCGCUUUCUCUCUAUUCCAGACGGCUUACCACCUGAACAUGGUCGAACUGCCCAGCUUGAUGAGUACCUUUUUGCAUUGCAAUCUUUGGGCCCUGCUUUGACAAGUCUGUUAACUGCAGCAGAUAAGUCUGUUCCGCCCAUCACCUGUAUUGUUGCUGAUAGUUUUUUGUCCUGCACGGCAGAGUUAGCUAAGAAUCUUGGGGUGCCCAGAGUUGUCUUCUGGACUUCUUGUACUACGCUAGCCAUUAUGCAGGCAAACACUGACUUACUUAUUUCUGAGGGUCAUAUUCCUGUCGAAGAGGAGGACCUGAAAUCUAAAGACAAACUCAUCACAUGUCUUCCGGGAAAAAUUCCACCUAUAAGGCCAACCGACAUUAUGUCCUUCUACCGAGAAAAACAUCUCUCUGAUAACCUUUACAACAUCUUUCUCCAUGAGUCUCGCAUCAACAAAAUGGCAGACUACGUGCUGGUUAACACUUUCGAGGAGUUGGAAGGAGGUAAAGAAGCACAAAUGGGUCUCAGCUUUAAUGGCUGCCCUGCUCUGGCAAUUGGCCCUGUGUCUCUUCCAAAUUUCUUGGAAGGUAGAAAUUCCAUGUACAGCAUGUGGGAAGCGGAUAAAACGUGCCUUCAAUGGCUAGACACUCAACCGCAGGCAUCUGUGUUAUAUGUUUCCUUCGGUAGCAUUGCUGUAAAAUCUGAAAAACAGUUGCAUGAACUGGCUCUUGGACUAGAGGCUUGUGGGUACCCGUUCCUGUGGGUACUCAGAUCAGAUAUAGCAGAAGGUAAGCCUAUGGAAUUACCAGAGGGCUUCAAGGAUCGAACCAAGGAUAGAGCCCUGAUUGUUAGUUGGACGGAGCAAUUGAAGGUGCUUUCUCAUCCUUCUCUUGGAGGAUUCCUUACACAUAAUGGGUGGAACUCCACUUUGGAGGCAAUUAGUAUGGGAGUUCUUAUGAUUGGAUGGCCUUAUUUUCAUGAUCAAUUUCUUGAUUGUCGACUUGCAAAAGACAUUUGGAAAAUUGGUUUGGACUUUGAAGGUGUUGAUGCAGAUGAAUUUAAAUUAGUGACAAAAGAAGUGGUAGAAAGUAAAAUUAUAAGUCUCAUGGGAAGUUCUAUAGGAAAGAAGUUACGAGAAAAUGCUAUGAGGCUAAAAGAAGCUGCCAAAAAGGCAGUGAUGGAAGGAGGGACUUCCUACACAAACUUGAACACAUUUGUGAAGGAUAUGAAAAAUAUGAACCUUUAUGAGGAUAAUUGAAAGGUGUGCUGACAUGGCGUGAAUCUUCACAUGUCUUCUUUGAAUUCUACAUAAAAUAUUUUGGGUCGAUAUUGUAUAUACACUUCACAUAUUUAAAAACAACCUAAUAGAGGUUAUUGAUGUUCUAGUUGGUAUAUAAAGGACAAAUCAAUUAUGUUAAGACAAGUGAAGGAAAUAGU